AUGUUCCUCCUCGUCGGCCGCUCUUGCCCACGUCUCCGACAUUCCCUCUCGUCGCUCGCGCUUCCCCUCAUCACCUGUGCCGACCCUCGCCGCCCUCGCCUCCCCUCGUCGCCCGCGCGUCCCGUCGUCGGGCUUGCCUCCCAGUCACUCGCGCUUCCCCUCGUCAUCCGCGUUUCCAUCCGCUCUUCCCCUCUCCCCAUCUCACCAUCUCCAGCCCAUCCUUUCUCCCUCAUUCCUUCCGAAGGGGUGGGACAGAUGGGGAGGAACAGAUGGGGAGGAACAGAUGGGGAGAAACAGAGGUGGUCGCUUCCGCCACCACAAUCGAACAGCGUUUUGAUUCCCUCUCUGCUUCCCACCAUCCUCCCCCCAGCUCUCUCCCUGGCAUCUGCCCCCGUUCCCCCCAUCCUCUUCCCUGUUUCCCCGUAUCCCUUGCCGUGCUUCUCCCCAUCCUAUCCCCCCUUACCCCAUAUCCCUUGCCCUGCUUCCCCCCAUCCCCUUCCCUGCUUCCCCUCAUCCCCUUCCCUGCUUCCCCUCGUCCCCUCCCCUGCUUCCCUCCAUCCCCUUCCUUGCUUUCCCCCAUCCCCUGCCCUGCUUCCCCCCAUCCCCCUCCCUGCUUCCCCCCAUCCCCUUCCCUGCUUCCCCCCUUCCCCUUCCCUGCUUCCCCCCAUCCCCCUCCCUGCUUCCCCCCAUCCCCUCCCCUUCUUCCUCCCAUCCCCUUCCCUGCUUCACCCCAUCCCCUUCCCUGCUUCCCCCCAUCCCCUUCCCCUGCUUCCCCCCAUCCCCUUCCCUGCUUCCCCCCAUCCCCUCCCCUGCUUCCCCCCAUCCCCUUCCCUGCUUCACCCCAUCCCCUUCCCUGCUUCCCCCCAUCCCCUCCCCUGCUUCCCCCCAUCCCCCUCCCUGUUUCCCCCCAUCCCCUUCACUUCUUCCCCCCAUCCCCUCCCCUGCUUCCUCCCAUCCCCUUCCCUGCUUCACCCCAUCCCCUUCCCUGCUUCCCCCCAUCCCCUUCCCCUGCUUCCCCCCAUCCCCUUCCCUGCUUCCCCCCAUCCCCUUCCCUACUUCCCCUCAUCCCCUUCCCUGCUUCCCCUCGUCCCCUCCCCUGCUUUCCCCCAUCCCCUUCCCUGCUUUCCCCCAUCCCCUGCCCUGCUUCCCCCCAUCCCCCUCCCUGCUUCCCCCCAUCCCCUUCCCUGCUUCCCCCCUUCCCUUUCCCUGCUUCACCCCAUUCCCUCCCCUGCUUCCCCCCAUCCCGUCCCGUGCUUCCCCCCAUCCCCUUCCCUGCUUCCCCCCCAUCCCCUUCCCUUCUUCCCCCCAUCCCCUUCCCCUGCUUCCCCCCAUCCCCUUCCCUGCUUCCCCCCUUCCCUUUCCCUGCUUCACCCCAUCCCCUCCCCUGCUUCCCCCCAUCCCGUCCUGUGCUUCCCCCCAUCCCCUUCCCUGCUUCCCCCCAUCCCCUUCCCUGCUUCCCCUCAUCCCCUUCCCUGCUUCCCCUCGUCCCUUCCCCUGCCUCCCCCCAUCCCCUUCCCUGCUUCCCCCCAUCCCCUUCCCUCCUUCCCCCCCUGCUGCCUCCCAUCACUCUCAUUCUCCUUCCUCCCGCACUCACACCUCUCAGUCCUCUCGCACUCUCUCUCUCCGUCCUCUCGCACUUGCACUCUCCUCCCCACCACCCUCAGCCCUCCUUCCCCUCACACCCACCCAUGUUCCCACCUGCCCUCCCCAUCCCUGCCUUUCCCUCCCUGCCCUGCCCUUCCCUUCUCCAUCCCUUCUCAAACCUUCCCUUUCAUGUCAUGCCCUCACCUUCCCCCUCAUCUUCCGCCCUCUAGCUACCAUGCAUGUGCACCCAUCACUGUCUCCCCAUACCGGUACAUGCUUUCAUCAUGUGCGCUUGCUUGUGUUCCCCUGCAGUUGUUCCCUUGGCACCUCACACCACUUCCCCCAUGUUCCAUCACACAAUUCUUUCUGCCUACUCCACUCUCCAAAUUUUCAGUGGUGAAGCAGAGGAGCAAGCUGAGGCGCAGCUAG
Molecule: messenger RNA, 2013 nt
Organism: Closterium sp. NIES-65
Lineage: Eukaryota; Viridiplantae; Streptophyta; Zygnematophyceae; Desmidiales; Closteriaceae
Source: the annotation of a GenBank genome assembly